Molecule: messenger RNA, 3828 nt
Organism: Symbiodinium necroappetens
Lineage: Eukaryota; Dinophyceae; Suessiales; Symbiodiniaceae
Source: the annotation of a GenBank genome assembly
AUGCCAGCUGCAGCUGCGUGCCUCCCGACAUGGAAAGCAAGGGUGGUGCAUACGUUUGUCGAGUUUGUGGAGGAAAAGGAGGGAAAGCCGGGCCGUCGCAGUGUCUCCGUGCCGCCGAGAGUGUGCCGGCACCAUGCCGAGACUGAGCUGGCGGAGGAGAAGCUGCCUGAGGUGCAGUUGCCGAAAGCGCCAUUCGGCGCAGACUCGGAGGUGUACUACCCUUUUCAAGAGUACACCGUAGACGAAUGGCUUGACUGGAUUUGCAGCUGCAAACGAACCACAAUUGAAUGUGAGGAGCCAGACAUUUCUGGGUCCACGGCUUUGAUGGUGGCAGCGAGGAACCGGAAGGUUCGCAUUGUGAAAGCCAUUAUCAAUUGGACCGUCACGCCGGAGCGGGAAGAGAUGCUGGAAGAGGCGGAGAAAGCGGAUGCCAAGUUCAACAUCCUCAAGAAUCUGGAGCUCUUACGCGUUGUGGGUGCGAAUGAUCGGAUGUCCGUGAUCCAGCUUGUCCAAGUUGGCGAUGGCAUGGGAACCGGCCUAGCCGACAUCCACUUUCGAGACGCCCAGGGACGGCAGUGCGCACACGUGGCCAUCAUGUGCAUCGGCGAAGAGGAAGAAGCCUGUGCAAUGCUCCGGCUGAUCGCCAGCCUGAAGGGAGAGGUCAACGGUCAAGACUUUGCCGGUCUGACCCCGCUGCACCUUGCAGCACGCUUGGGCCGACAUGAGGCGGCGAAAGCUUUGCUGGCUUUGAAGGCACACCCUGGGCUGAUCGACAAGCAAGGCCGCACACCCCUGAUGGUCGCUGCCUCCGCCGGUCUGAACGACACUCGCGAUCCACCGCCGAUCGCAGCCAUGGUGUGUGAUGCAAACGACGUGCUGCAUCGGGGGAGUCGGCUAGCCGAACAGGGCCUCUUCGUUGAGGCUCUUGCUGCUUUCAGGGACCUCGACCCUCCGGCGGUCUCAACGCCGGAGCUCUUGGAGGCGAUAGCGCAGUGCGAGCUCAUGUUGGACACGGCCUCCUCGGCGCACCGAGCUGUCGAGGCGGCUCGCAAUGCCGUCGCCCUGGCCCCAGGAGCGACGCUGACACUGCCAGAGGCGAAGCAGACGCUAGCGCGAGCGUUGAUGAGUGCCUUCCGCGUUCCAGAGGCCAUCGAGACGUACCAGCAGGUCCUGACCCUGCGUCCUGGCGAUGCGGAGGCCAGUGAAGAACUUUCCGAGGCCACGGCCGCACUGAAAGCCCACGAGCGGCGCUUGGCGACGCUGCCUGGCACUGAGGAGGAUUGGGCGGCGAGGCGCCGGCGGCUGCUUGAGCAGGUGCGAGCACAGCGCCGGCCCAACUGGAAGGAAGCGGACUGGAAGGUCCACUCCUUCGCUCGCUUGGACUUGGGGGCUAUCUAUGGCCGCUGCAUGGACAACAUUGCAAGGGUUGAUGUGCAAGAUGAGAAGUACAAAGACUUCGGGCGGGAGUACCAGAGCAGAUCAGUUCCCGCACUGAUCAAUGGCGCAAUGCACAGAUGGCCCGCAAUGGGCCGCUGGAGCAUGGAGAACUUUUCAGCGGAUUUCGGCCAUCAGAAGAUCAUUUGCGAUCACCGAUUCGGCAUCCGCAUGCGUUUCAAUGACUUCAGGGAUUACAUGGCAGAGCAGGAAGACGACACACCACUCUACCUUUUCGACCACGCCUUCGGUGAGUACCCUUCGACGAAAAGCCUGCUGAGCGAGUACGAGGUGCCCGAGGCUUUCCAGAGCGAUCUCUUGGCAGAGCUCGGAACGCUGCGGCCGCCGUUCCGAUGGCUCCUGCUUGGACCCCGCCGUUCUGGCAGCACUCUCCACAAAGAUCCUUUGGGCACAUCGGCCUGGAAUGCCCUCGUGUUCGGUAAGAAGCUUUGGGUCCUUUUCCCGCCCUCCACUCCGCCGGAGCUCCUACGCCCCGAGGCAGAUACGGACUUCAGCGAGGAGUCCGCCUCAUGCUGGUUUUUGCAUUGGUGGAAGAGUGCUCGUGCACGGGCAUGGCCCGAGCGAUUCACACCCAUCGAGUUCCUGCAGCAGCCGGGAGAGGUCGUGUUUGUGCCAGCACGAUGGUGGCAUGCUGUCCUGAACCUGGAGGAUUCACUGGCGGUCACUCAGAACUUCUGCAACGAGUGGAAUGUGGGGAACGUUUGGAGAUGCACAUCGGCCACCCACCCGGUCCUGGCGCGGCACUUGCGCCAGAGCUUGAAGUGCCAUCGUCCAGAUCUGUGCGAAUCGCUGAUGGCCAAGCAACCACAGAUGGACGGCGAUGAUCCCAAGGUGUCCUACGUCUUCGACAGGAGCAGCAGGCAAGUGGCGCUUGACAAGCAGGAGGAGCCCAUGUCCUCCGACGACGAGUAUCUUACUUGGAUGGCGAACGGCCCCAAGCGGCGGCGCUACAGCGGAGAAGAAGACCCCAAGCGACCAAAGAAGUCGCACGCAGAGAAGGCAGCCGAGGAAGAGGCUGACCGGAAUCAGCUUCCUUUUGGCUCCUCUGAGCUGGAGAAAGUGAAAGCUCGAGCAGACGUUCUGUGCUCCUUGGGCUUCGACGACCAGUACAUCUAUAGCGUGGAUGGCAAGGUGAACCAGGGAGACCGCCUGCAGCUCUUCCGACAGAUUUUGCUUCCGGCCGGGGACCGCAUGCACGGCAUUGAGGCCUUGAUGAUGAAGGACGAGGACAGAGGCAAACUUCGCCCGGUGGACCGGCGAUGUCGUAACCUUUGGGACAAGCUCAUUGCCCCUCUGCUGACGUUGUCGAUUCUUGGGCGCCUCGAAAAUCGACAGCCAGACCUGCUCAAAUACCUUCUGCAUUGCCUACUCGGGCAGCGGGGGAUGGUCUACGGCGUGCUGGCCAGUGCGACGCCAUCGAAGAGAACGGGGACGUUGCCGACCUGGGAGACCAUCGCCAAGGUCAUCACGGAGAGCGACACUUUGGAGUCUCGGGUGGAGGCGCUGCGAAGCCUGGGGUUUCGCGGGCCAAAGCCGCGCAAGUCUUGCUGGUCAGGUUCGGUGUGGGUGCGGGAUGAAUAUCCGCGAAAUCCGGACUCAGCACCAUGGGAGGGCUUCCAAUACGUGGACCGGGAGGACGCAGACGUACUGGGGCAAGGCCCGCCGGGAAUGAAGCACGAGGCCUUCAGAAUGAAUCGAAUGUGGUGCUUGGAGCGGUCUGAGCAAUUCGAUGAAAAGGAGCAGGAUUGGGAAUCGGGCUUCAACAAGAGGGCAGAUGCCUUCAUUUGGGAGGAGUCUCCCGGAUUCAAGUGGUCUGGUGGAGCUGAGAAGCCCAUCACGCCCAGUAUUUACGACAAGAUUCAGUUGUCCAACCGGCUUUUCAUCAACGAGGCUCUGGCCGAGAGAGUUUUGAUGGCCGAUCGAGUGAAGCUCGUCGGUGAGAAGCUGCUUUGCCCUCUGUUGAUCUUCUCAGCGGAGAGUUUGAAGAAGCCCAGCAUCGGGGCCUGGAUUAUCGGCUCGGACUUGGAGGAGCUCGAGCAGGCCGAAAAGCUGGCACUGAAAAGGGAUCUGCUGCGCUACGUGGCUGCGCAGAUAUCAUCAUCGGCGGAAGCACUUUCUCAGACGGCGACUGGCAAGAAGAUCCGAGUCGGUCUCGCAGAGGCCGCCAGCAGCAAGGAGGGACCGGCCUGGCAGGUGCCUUUCCAGAAGGUCUUCGACGAGACGAAAGAGAAGCUCGCCCUCGCUCUCAUGCAGAAGGCCCCAGAAGAGCUGGAGACAUUGACGGAGGAGGCGGAGGAGCUCCGAUGGGAGCCAGGUCCAGAGGUGCGACGUGGUCGUCUUGGGCUCGAGGCCAACGAAGCACCCGAGGACCAG